AUGGAGAAUAUCUGCUUGAAUGCGCCUGACAUCGAUGAGGAAAGCAACGUGCAGGAGUCCUGGAACUCACUGUGUGGAGAUAUCCGCGAUGUUGCGGCAAAUGUGCUUGGCCAUGGGAAGCGGAGACAGCCGGAUUGGUUCGUGGAGAGUCAGGCAGUAUUGGAGCCGCUGAUCGAGCAGAAGCGGCAGGCACACCAGAGGAUGCUCGGCCAUGACACUGUCACCACACGCAAGGAGUUUAGAGCUCGCCAGCGGUCCGUGGGACGUGCGGUCCGUGCUGCAAAAGAAAAAUGGAUUGCUGAUGUCGCGGGGGAGGCAGAGCAUGCGCAGAGGGAUGGCUGCACAAGAUGGAAGGCAAUACGAAAGCUCCAAGGGAUACAUAGUGGACGACACCCUGUGGGCACAUCAUCUGUCUACAAUCGGGACGGCAUCCUUGUAAACGACCCGGUUGGUCUCAGGGUUUGCUGGGGCCAACACUUCGAGGGUGUGCUGAAUGUUGCCAGCACAUAUGAUAUCACAGUGCUGGAGGACAUGCCUGCUGCGGAGACUUGGAACGACUUAGAUCAGCCUCCUAGUUUCGAUGAGGUGAUUCGUGGCAUGCGGAAGAUGAACCUUGGCACGGCUGGUGGGGAGUCGGGGAUUGUUCCGGAUCUGCUUGUUCAUGGCGGCGCUGCUUUGCAUCAGCGUAUAUUUAACUUGAUCCGUGCCGUCUGGUUGAGUGGAUCCGUCCCGCCUGAGUGGCGCGAUGCCGAAAUCGUGACAAUACCGAAGAAGGGUGAUCUACAUCGAUGUGACAAUUGGCGUGGCAUUAGCUUGCUAGACGUUGUUGGCAAGCUAUUUGCUCGCAUCAUCCAGGACCGUCUCCGCCCUUUGACCGAAAGUAACUUGCCUGAAUCACAGUGCGGAUUUAGGAAAGGACGCGGCUGUGUCGACAUGAUAUUCGUGGCACGCCAACUCAUUGAAAAGUCCGUUGAACACGAUACUCCAUUGUACGUCCUAUUAGUUGAUCUCAGAAAGGCGUAUGAUUCAAUUCCCCGUCCAGCGCUGUGGCGUGUACUGGAGAAGGUUGGUGUGCCCCCGCAUCUGCUGCAGUUGAUCCGGAGCCUUCAUGUCGGCAUGAGGGCGCGUGUGCGAGUUGGUGGGGGAUAUACGGAGGACAUCUUUGUCAACAAUGGUCUCCGACAGGGCUGCACAUUGGCGCCCACCCUCUUCAACAUCUACUUUGCAGCUGUUGUAUCUGCGUGGCGCUCACACUCAUCUGUACCUGGCGUGACCCUGCGGUAUCGCAUCGGUCGAAAGCUGGUCGGAGAUCGAACAGCCAAAUCCCGACUUCUUGCGACUGAGGUUACAGAAUCCCAGUUUGCGGAUGAUGCGGCACUCUAUGCCGUUUCGCACCAGGACCUUGAGGUCAUGACCAACGAGUUCGUCGGAUGCGCCUCUCAGUGGGGCCUAACAGUCAGCACGGCCAAGACCAAAGCUAUGGUGGUGAAUGGUGUCGAUCCGCCUGGGGUUCGUCUGGACUCUGGAGGGGACAUUGAGGUGGUGGAAAAUUUCACCUAUCUUGGCAGCACCAUCAGUGGCAGCGGUGCCCUUGAUGAUGAGGUUCGGGCAAGACUUGCCAAGGCAUCUCGCGUGUUUGGUUCCCUGCAGAGACCUAUCUUCCAGUGUGGAUGUCUCUCCGUUGCUAUCAAGAAACUAGUUUAUCAAGCCGUUGUACUCACUACACUGUUCUAUGGUGCGGAGACUUGGGCCGUGAAAGCCACCCACUUGCAGCAGUUCAACACCUUCCACCAUGCUUGCUGCCGCGUCAUCCUUGGUGUUUCCCGGUCCAAACAGUGGCAGGAGAGGAUUUCCACCGAAGAGAUUGCGCAGAGGAUUGGGCUGCCUGCGAACAUUGAUGACCUGAUUCGCUGCCACCGUCUUCGUUGGCUAGGCCAUGUUGCGAGGAUGGCUUCGGGCCGCUUGCCGAAACAGGUUCUCUUCGGGGAGCUCUCAGCAACCCGCCCUCGCCAUGGUCCCAGGAAGAGGUACCGGGAUGUCAUCAGCGCUGACUUGAAGGAGGCAGAGAUCUCGGAUAGGGGCUGGUAUGACGCAGCUCAGAACCGCGCAGAUUGGAGGCAACUUACACAGCAUCGUCGCGCUCCUGUGCAGAGGGUGGACACAUUCCCCUGCCCCUGUGGUCGCGUUUUUGGUCGGUCAGGAGACCUCAAACGCCAUGCAAGAUAUUGCUCAGCUCGCUAG
Messenger RNA from Sycon ciliatum, 2241 nucleotides. RefSeq lists its product as uncharacterized. The transcript has a single exon. The record is from RefSeq and is a predicted model, not a curated record. The coding region runs from base 1 to 2241 and encodes 746 amino acids. NCBI's taxonomy places the organism in Eukaryota, Metazoa, Porifera, Calcarea, Leucosolenida, Sycettidae.